This is a messenger RNA of Plectropomus leopardus (leopard coralgrouper), 1437 nucleotides long. The record is from RefSeq and is a predicted model, not a curated record. NCBI's taxonomy places the organism in Eukaryota, Metazoa, Chordata, Actinopteri, Perciformes, Serranidae.
AUGGACAAACCCCAUCCACUGAGCUGCAGCACUCUCAUACCAAACCUACCUGGCAGGCUCAUCAUGCUCAGAUCACACACAGUCCAAAGACUCAUCUUCUGCACGCUGCUGCUCCUCGUCUUCAGCUCAGGGGAGACCCGGCCUCACGUGGCCCAAGAACCUGAUGUGGACGGCCAGAGGGAAAUGCUUCUGGAAGCAGUAAAGACGGGGAUCCUCGGCUCGUUGGGUCUGGAAAGGGAGCCCAGGCCAACCCAAAAGGCCACGAAGGAAGAGCUGAGAGAGAUGUAUCAGCUGUACAGGGAGAAAGUGACGGAGACAAGAGGAAACUCCAGCCACCCGAUGAGGGAAACCCGGCAAUCCACCAUGUCCACGGUGCUCCUCCCAGCUACAGGUGAGAUAUUUGUUAGACGGGGGGGACACUCACAUCAACAUUCAGGUCAACGCAUGCAGUGGUACAGAGCUGUUUUCCACAAGAACCCCGACAUCCAGACUGAAGUGACACUAGCUCGAGCUGAGCUGAAGAUUUCUAGGCAGAUUUCAGAUAAACCCACUUCAGUUCAGCCUGAGGUAAGACGACAGAUUAAAGUCAGAGUCAACAGGGUGAAGCCGGUGAACUCUGCCGCAUGGACACACAUAAACUCCGCCAAUGUGUCAAGCACUCGAGAUGUGAUGCUGGACAUCAGUCCCGAGGUGGAGAAGUGGAUGAGGACUGAUGGUGGUGAGGCAUUGGUUGUGGAUGUUGAGAUAGUAGUAGCUGAAAAAGACGCUCUUACUGCAAAACCAAUCAUUUCUCUAGAACUCGGCCUCACAGAGCCCAGUCAAGCCCAGAAGACGAGGCUGCGUCGCUCCAACAAGGAAGACGAGUGCGAUGAACGAGGAUGGUGCUGCCGGAAGUCUGUCACCGUCUCCUUCAAAGACAUCGGCUGGACAGACUGGGUGGUGGCUCCAAGUGAGUACACAAUGCAUUUCUGUGAUGGCACCUGUCCCCACAACUACAAGCCUGCGAGCAUGCACACGCAGGUGAAGUCUCGGCUGCAUCAGAUAACCAAAGGAGGGUCACCUCGCCCCUGCUGCGUGCCGGCAGAGUACGAGCCCAUGGUCCUCAUGCACUACGACAGCGCAGGCAAGCUGAAGCUGACUCCUUUUGAGGACCUGAUUGUCAGUAAAUGCCACUGUGCCUGAGGAAAUGUGCCUUUUUUAACUUGUGGGAGAGCAUAGCUGCAAAAAAUUUGUUACAUGCUGAUUGUGUUCUCACAGGAACGUUGUGUCCCAGCAGCUUCAUUGUUUUUAAUUAAUGAAAAUGAUUUAUUAUUUCUUUAUUCUGAAGAAAAACACAUGCUUCUGCUGCACUAAGUUUUGUUUUACAUUGUGGAUCGUGCAGUAGAUUUGUUCACUUUAUUUAUUUUAUCUAUUUAUGGUCCUAUACGUAUAUUUAUG